GAGUUGAUUAUUGCUUCCGGCCCGCCCUCUAGCCUGAGGCCGGGGGAGGGCCGGACUGUAGCUAAAACCGAGGAGUACAGAAGCCUCCGCUGGGAACCCGCCCCACCGGGCGUGGGCACAGCACUGCGGCCAUGCCCACCUCCGUGCUGUGGGCGGUGGACCUCUUUGGGAGAGUGUAUACCCUGUCCACGGCCGGUCAGUACUGGGAGCUUUGCAAGGAUGUCCAAUUGGAGUUCAAGAGGGUCAGUGCGGCCACCCAGUGCUGCUGGGGCAUCGCCGGCGACAACCAGGUCUACUUGUAUGUGUGCUCCAGUGAUGUACCCAUCCGCCAUCGAGAGGAGGCCUAUGAGAAUCAGCGUUGGAACCCCAUGGGAGGCUUCUGUGAGAAGCUCCUGCCGAGCGACCGCUGGCCAUGGAGUGACGUGAGUGGGCUCCAGCAUCGGCCGCUGGAUGGGGUAGCACUGCCUUCGCCACACUGGGAAUGGGAGUCAGACUGGUACGUGGAUGAGAAUUUUGGAGGGGAGCCCACCGAGAAAGGGGGGUGGACAUACGCUAUGGACUUUCCUGCCACCUACACUAGAGACAAGAAAUGGAAUUCAUGUGUGCGAAGGAGGAAAUGGAUCCGGUAUAGGCGAUACAAAUCCCGGGACUCCUGGGCCAAGAUCCCCUCAAAGGAUGACCCCAAGGAACUCCCUGAUCCCUUCAAUGACCUGUCUGUUGGGGGGUGGGAGAUCACAGAGGAACCAGUCGGCCGCCUGUCAGUGUGGGCUGUAUCCCUGCAGGGAAAGGUGUGGUACCGAGAGGAUGUCAGCCACCCCAACCCAGAAGGCUCCUCCUGGUCUCUCGUGGAAACCCCAGGGGAGGUGGUCCAGAUCAGCUGUGGGCCCCACGACCUUAUAUGGGCCACCCUCUGGGAGGGACAGGCUCUGGUCAGAGAAGGAGUCUGCAGGAACAACCCAAAAGGAAGUUACUGGUCCAUGGUGGAGCCUCCUGGAUCUGAAAACGGUAUCAUGCACGUCUCCGCGGGCGUCAGUGUGGUCUGGGCCAUCACGAAGGACCGCAAAGUGUGGUUCCGGAGGGGUGUCAACUCUCACAACCCCUGUGGCACCAGCUGGAUCGAGAUGGUCGGAGAGAUGACCAUGGUGAACGUGGGGCUGAAUGACCAGUUUGACAGUGUGGACUCUUUCUAAAACGUAAAGAAGUUUGGGUUUGGAGAGAUGGCUCAGUGGUUAAGAUCAAUGGCUGCUCUUCUAGUGGACCCAAGUUCGAGUCCCAGCACCACGUUGCUCACCACUGUCUGUAACUCCAGCUCUAGGGGACCCAACUACCUCUUCUGACCUCUCUUGGUUGGGGGAGGGGAGCUGCCUUCUCCUGCCUUGGGUUUCUGCAGUCACCUGCCAUCCCCAGUGGCUACCUUGGUCCUGACACACACCCUCAAGCAUGCUCCCAUGUCAUGCUAAGGAGACUUCUGCCUGCAUUUGCGUACCUGUCCUACCGCCCCGCUGAGCAUCCUUGGACCCUCUACCCUUCUCCAGCACCUGUGGAAGGGGUAGGAGUCCAACUAUGUGCCCAGCUGCCUCUAAGUAGCACCCUGUUUGUUCUAGGUCUGGGGUAUCAGCUGUGAGGACCGAGCCGUAUACUUCCGGCAGGGUGUGACUCCCAGCGAGCUCAGCGGGAAGACAUGGAAGGCCAUUGUCGUGGGCCGAGAAAGUGACCGGUCACACUCUGGCAGCUCGUCCAGUCUCCUCAGUGCUGGCUGCUUCUUCGGCGACGAGGUGAGGGGCAGUGGUACAGAGUCGGCACCCAGUGAUACCGAUGCCUCCUUGGAAGUUGAGAGACAGGGCCCCGAACAGCCUCUCCCCAAAGAAGCUUUGGACAAUUCCACAAACCUUAAAGGGAGCUUGUCCAAGGGCCACGAGACCAGCGGGAACACUGAUCACUCCACGGAGAACGCCUGCCUGACUGAAGGCAAAGAAAAGGCUCCUGAGACCUCUCGUUCUGAUGAAUGCCGCGGCCCUGCCUCCACGCCAGCUGAGCUGCCCUGGACCAACAUUGACCUAAAGGAGCCCAAGAAGGUGUCUAACCAGCCAGCUGCUGGCUUUCCCGAGACGGCGGGCCUCUCCUCCCUGGGGCUCUUCCCGAUGGGCAUGGAGGAGCCGUACGGGGCAGAUGAUCAUCCUCUGUGGGCCUGGGUGUCUGGAGGCGCAUGUGCAGUGGAGGCGGGCUCUACACUUAAGUGGUUCACCAUCCAGUCAGGCCUGUCCCCUUCAGUGCAGACGCUGUCCCUGUCCAUCACCCCUGCCCAGACGGCUGCCUGGAGGAAGCAGAUCUUCCAGCAACUCACAGAAAGGACCAAGCGGGAGCUGGAGAGCUUCAGGCACUACGAGCAGGCCGUGGAGCAGUCAGUGUGGGUGAAGACGGGGGCCCUGCAGUGGUGGUGUGACUGGAAGCCCCACAAGUGGGUGGACGUCCGUGUGGCCCUGGAGCAGUUCACAGGGCACGACGGGGCUCGAGACAGCAUCCUCUUCAUCUAUUAUGUGGUCCAUGAGGAGAAGAAGUACCUACACGUGUUCCUGAAUGAGGUGACCGUGCUGGUCCCUGUGCUUAAUGAGGCCAAGCACUCCUUUGCCCUCUACACCCCCGAGAGGACGAGACAGAGGUGGCCCGUACGCCUGGCUGCCGCCACAGAGCAAGACAUGAAUGACUGGCUCGCCCUGCUUAGCCUGUCCUGCUGCGAGAGCCGGAAGGUCCAUGGACGCCCAUCCCCGCAGGCCAUCUGGUCUGUCACUUGCAAGGGUGACAUCUUUGUGAGCGAGCCCAGCCCAGACCUGGAAGCCCGUGAGCGCCUGCUGCCCUGCGACCAGAUGUUCUGGCGACAGAUGGGAGGCCACUUGCGGAUCAUAGAGGCCAACAGCCGAGGCGUGGUAUGGGGCAUUGGCUAUGAUCACACGGCCUGGGUGUACACGGGCGGCUAUGGCGGCGGUUGCUUCCAAGGCCUGGCCAGUAGCACCAGCAACAUUUACACACAGUCAGAUGUGAAGAGUGUCUACAUCUAUGAGAACCAGCGUUGGAACCCUGUCACGGGCUAUACCAGCAGGGGUCUGCCCACUGACCGGUUCAUGUGGAGUGAUGUCACGGGACUACAAGAAUGUACCAAGGCCGGCACAAAACCCCCAUCGCUGCAGUGGACUUGGGUCUCUGACUGGUAUGUGGAUUUCAGUGUCCCCGGAGGCACCGAUCAGGAAGGAUGGCAGUAUGCCAGCGAUUUCCCCGCCUCUUACCAUGGGUACAAAACCAUGAAGGAUUUUGUCAGGAGAAGGUGCUGGGCCAGAAAAUGCAAGCUGGUGACCAGUGGGCCGUGGCUGGAGGUGGCCCCCAUCACCCUCAGCGACGUGUCCAUCAUCCCAGAGAGUGCACAUGCUGACGGGAGAGGGCACAAUGUUGCACUAUGGGCCGUCAGUGACAAGGGGGACGUCCUGUGCCGCCUGGGUGUGUCUGAACUCAACCCCGCGGGCUCCUCCUGGCUGCAUGUUGGCACUGACCAGCCCUUCGCCUCUGUCUCCAUCGGAGCCUGCUAUCAGGUGUGGGCUGUGGCCAGGGAUGGCUCUGCAUUCUACCGGGGCUCCGUGUCUCCCUCCCAGCCAGCUGGUGACUGCUGGUACCACAUCCCCUCCCCUCCCAAGCAGAAGCUGACACAGGUGUCUGUGGGCCAGACAUCCGUUUAUGCCUUGGACGAAAAUGGGAACCUGUGGUACCGAGCAGGGAUCACCCCCAGCUACCCGCAGGGCUCCAGCUGGGAGCAUGUAUCCAACAAUGUACGCAAAGUGUCUGUGGGACCCCUGGACCAGGUCUGGGUGAUUGCCAACAAAGUCCAGGGGAGCCAUGGCCUGAGCCGGGGGACGGUGUGUCGUCGCAUGGGUGUCCAGCCUCGGGAGCCCAAGGGACAGGGCUGGGACUAUGGCAUUGGCGGAGGCUGGGACCACAUCUCUGUCCGGGCCAAUGCCACCAGGGUCCCAAGGAACAUGUCCAGGGAUCGGGAGGCCCGCGGUCCAGGUCCUGUUUGCUGCUGAGGCCACUCCUCACCUGGAGGCAAGGAUGGUCUGAGCCUGCAGAACCAGAACUGAAAUCUUUCUUGUGCUGUAUGGGAGGGCAUCACCCAGGGCCCCACACCCAAGGAGUCAGGUCAGAGUCAGCCAUUUCUGCAGCACUGGCAAAAUGCCAGAGGUGUGAAACUGCGGGGGGCCGCUCCCACUCAUGUUCUGAGUCUGUGAGGGAUGCUGCGGGGAAGAGCCGUGGUAACUACUGUCUGGGUCCCUCAGCCCCGGUCCCUGCCUGCAAUACCUCCCAUCUUUCCAGGCCAGGAACUCAGAGCCCUCCAUACAUUCUGGCCCUAGAGAGGCAGAGGCAGGGAGGACCCUUCCACACCUAGAGACCCCAAAUCACCUCUAGGAAAAAUAACAGUGGGGUUCAGGUCUCCAGGCAUCAGUCGGGUCACUCCUCAGCAGGUUUUCCAAAUGGAGUUUUGCUUCAAAAGUUAAGCAAAGGGCUGGAUGCCCAUAGGCCCUGCACUCAGGAAACUGAGGCAGGAGGAUCGUGAGUUUGAGACUACCCAGGACUACAUACCAAGACUGUCACAAAAAAAAAAAAAAAAAAAAAAAAAAAAAGAAAAUCUAGAUAAAUACGCCAGGCACGCCAUGUCUGUACUCUGAAGGUGAAGGCAAGAUCAGGAAUUCAAGGGUAUCCUCAGGCUCCAUAAUAAGUUUGAGGCCAGCCUGGACUACAUAAGACCCCGCCUCAAUCUACCAAGAUGGGUACAGGUCUUAUCCUGGAGGUUUGGGGCUCCCUCCCGUGGUGCACUGGAAGGUAGUUCCCUUGUGAAGAGUCAGCAUUAUGAACUCCAGUGUCGUCCCUCCUUCAGGAAGGGGGCAGGGUCUGCUUGCACAGGACUGUGUUGCAGGACUGUGUUGCAGGAUGGCCAGGUCUGGGUGGAGGCAGCCUGCACUUUGGAUUUGAAGGAAGAAAUCUGUGUCCUGUGGAGAGGGACUGGCCCAUGGCAAAUGUGUGCCCCAGCAGGUGAUGCCUCGUGCUUCAGGAGGGCCAGAGCCAAGCCCGACUCUACUUAUUUAGAGACAGGACAGAGCCCUAACUGGUUUGUCCCAGAAUCCUCCCCGUUUGAUGUCCUGGACAGGAGGGGUAUCCCCAGAAGCUAAGAGGACACUACUCUGGGGUCCCAUCCCAAGGACAUGAGUGGCUCCAUGUCCUCCGAAUUUCCAGAGGUGAGAGCAGACACACCCACGUGCAGAGAGGCAUCAAGGGGUUGCCCUCAUGUCAGUGUCAGGGUCCCAAGGGGGCAUCUGGGUCUGUCCCCAGCGGCCGUGACCUCUGUGUUCUUCUGCACAUGUUUCUCAGCUGAGCACCGCCAGGGUGUCACCAGGGUGACGUACCCUCUCACUGCUGAGCACCAACAACAGUUCACUCCAUCAGUGGCACCAAACUGUCUACACUCCCCAGAUGUUCUAUUUAAUAAAAAUUUAUACCACAGCG
Mus musculus (house mouse) is the source of this 5544-nucleotide messenger RNA. RefSeq names its product tectonin beta-propeller repeat containing 1 (gene Tecpr1). The record is from RefSeq and is marked validated. NCBI's taxonomy places the organism in Eukaryota, Metazoa, Chordata, Mammalia, Rodentia, Muridae. Bases 2142 to 4070 code for a protein of 642 amino acids. Gene Ontology annotation, cellular component: autophagosome membrane; membrane; lysosomal membrane. Gene Ontology annotation, biological process: macroautophagy; regulation of autophagosome maturation; autophagosome maturation. The transcript is spliced from 25 exons. Gene Ontology annotation, molecular function: phosphatidylinositol-3-phosphate binding.